AUGGAGGAUCUGAGAACGUUAAAUAAGCUGAAGUCACCCAAGAGACCAGCAUCCCCGUCCUCUCCCGAACACUUGCCCACCACCCCUGCAGAGUCUCCAGCCCAGAGAUUUGAAGCUCGGAUAGAAGACGGCAAACUGUACUACGAUAAAAGAUGGUACCAUAAGAGCCAAGCCAUCUAUCUGGAGUCAAAAGACAACCAGAAACUGAGCUGUGUGAUCAGCUCUGUCGGAGCCAACGAAAUCUGGGUGAGGAAGACAAGUGACAGCACCAAGAUGAGGAUUUACUUGGGCCAGCUUCAGCGUGGGCUCUUUGUGAUCCGCCGGAGGUCAGUGAUGAUACAACAAGCUUCCCAGGAAACAACCACGAAGUCUACAGUGAAGCUUCUUUGUGUCUUGCCAAGGAAUGUGAAUAGCAUCUCCAGACUGACCCUUUGGAAAACCUCGAAGUUUCUGAGUGACAGCAGCUUCCAAGUGACAAGGUGUCUUCUCUGA
Messenger RNA from Rangifer tarandus platyrhynchus (Svalbard reindeer), 492 nucleotides. Lineage: Eukaryota; Metazoa; Chordata; Mammalia; Artiodactyla; Cervidae. The record is from the annotation of a GenBank genome assembly.